This is a messenger RNA of Phyllostomus hastatus (greater spear-nosed bat), 3305 nucleotides long. It is a transcript of the gene KCTD11, whose product is annotated as potassium channel tetramerization domain containing 11. The transcript has a single exon. The record is from RefSeq and is a predicted model, not a curated record. NCBI's taxonomy places the organism in Eukaryota, Metazoa, Chordata, Mammalia, Chiroptera, Phyllostomidae. Gene Ontology annotation, biological process: protein homooligomerization; positive regulation of neuron differentiation. Bases 1306 to 2004 code for a protein of 232 amino acids.
UCCCAGAGAGUGGAGUGGAAGCUGCGGCUUCAGCCCUAGCACAGGGCGGCCCUGGGGUGGGGCUCUUAGGGAAGCUGGCGUCGGGCCGGGCUGGAGAGGCUGGCUCGGCCACCCCGACCCAGAAACCUCCCCGGAAUGCAGUGGUUCAGCACCCGCCCCCUCAGAAAUUCCCCACGGGAAAGAGAAGAAAACUGCCAGUUCCCAAGCCCUGGAAGGCCGCGCCUCUGUUUCCUCAGAGUGGCGGGAUUGGGGACUCCCGCCCCCAGGGAGCUGCAGACGUGAAGUCGGGCACACCUGAGACCCGUGAAGCCGUUGCAGCCACAUCCGGAGUGACGUGACUCGGCGGCGCCGCCGGAGUCACCCUCCGGACCCCACCCCCGCUUGCGUCCCCAGCCCAGCCUGCCCUCCCAGUGUCUCCAGUUCGCUGCUCUCAGCUCCCACCUCCACCCCAGCCCUGCGUGCCCCACGGGGGCGGUGGGCGGAGCUGUCUCUUAAAGGACCAGGGGCUGCAGCCCUUCAGCCACUUCCUGGGGGCUGAGAGGACUUCAACAGCUGCCGAGGAACCCCAGUAAGGCGUUAAGGCGGCGGCGCCUGAGUCCGAGACUCCCGGCUGCUUCCAUCAGAGUCCUUGGACAAUCGCAGCUACCACUUAGGGUGCAUCCUUGCUCCCCAGCGGGCACCUCCGGCAUCAGCUCCAGGGAGCCCCGCCUCCAUCUCUUGGAACCCGCGCCGGAGCCAGGCCAAGGCCAGGCCAGUGUCUGGUGCCCCGGAACCCUGCGGGGGCUCGCUCACAGAGGCAGCGAUCUGCCCGAGAACUUGGAAGCUGGACCCUUUAAAGAGUCAGCCUUAUACUCGACCGUCACCUGCUGGUUGGAUUCCGGAAAGCCACUAUCUAAAGACCACAGAAAGGAAUCGCAGACCACCUAGAACUGGAUGCGUCUGGACCUAAACCUCUCUUCUUCGUGGUCUUUCCUGUGCUCUUUUCAUCCGUCCUCUAAACCUUUCGGGCGUUUCUGUGACCGGAAGACAUCCCGCACCACCAAGGUAGCUGGGGUGCGCCCGAAAUCUUGCUGCCUUGUUCUCCAGCCAGUGCCUCCAGCUUAGAGUCUGAAACUUACAACCCAGUUCUGCACACACCCAGGAAGUUCUGCCUUUUCUUCUCUUUCGGUGUCUCCAGUACUCCCCAAAAUUUCCCCCCCUCCUGUGCCCUCUUCACCCCCCUCCUUUGGGGGCCCCGUGACCCUGAAUGUGGGGGGCACAUUAUAUUCCACUACUUUGGAGACCCUGACUCGCUUCCCAGACUCCAUGCUGGGAGCCAUGUUUAGGGCUGGCACUUCCAUUCCCCCCAGCCUCAACCCCCAAGGAGGGGGCUACUACUUCAUAGACCGAGAUGGAAAAGCCUUCCGGCACAUUCUCAAUUUCCUGCGGCUGGGCCGCCUGGACCUGCCCCUAGGAUAUGGGGAGACAGCGCUUCUCAGGGCGGAGGCUGACUUCUACCAAAUCCAGCCCCUCCUAGAUGCUCUGCAGGAACUGGAAGCUUCUCAGGGUGCCCCUGCACCCACAGCUGCCCUGCUCCACGCCGAUGUAGAUGCUAGCCCCCGUCUGGUGCACUUCUCUGCUCGCCAGGGCCCACAUCACUAUGAGCUGAGCUCUGCCCAGGUGGAUGUCUUCCAGGCCAACCUCUUCUGCACUGACCCAGAGUGUCUGGGUGCCAUGAAGGCCCGAUUUGGUGUGGCCAGUGAGGAGAGGGCAGAGGCAGGACCACACUUUCGUCUGGAGUGGGCCCCCCGCCCCAUGGAACUGCCGGAAGUGGAAUACAGGAGACUGGGGCUGCAGCCACUGUGGACUGGGGGGCCAGGACAACGACGGGAAGUGGUGGGCACUCCGGGCUUCCUGGAGGAGGUGCUGCGGGUGGCUCUGGAGCACAGCUUCCGGCUAGACUCUGUUUUCCCUGACCCUGAAGACCUGCUCAACUCCAGAUCUCUGCGCUUUGUCCGGCACUGAGCUGAGAACAGCAAAUACUGCCCUUAGUUUGACUCUAGGGGAGUAGAGGGGGAAAGAAGGGAGCAGCAAAGGGGACAAAUUUUCCCUGAAGCCUCCCCCUAGCUCUGCUUUAGGGGCUAUGAGAGCCACAGGUCCCACUGCACCUGACUGGAGCCCAGAUGUGGACAGGAUUCCCCACACCCAAGCCCGCAAAGGGCUCACAAGUGCUACAGAGGGUAUGAACUGGUGCUAAUGCUGGAAGGGGUGGGAAAGUUUCCCCUGGCUUGUUUUCACCUGAGGCUGGAGACCUUGGUUGGAGCUCAGUAUUCAGGGGUCUGGAAAAGUGGGGACAUUUCUCUGCCUAUGCUAGGCCUAGCAGAACCCUGCAGGGACACUGAGGUCUGGGAGGAAGAGGAACUUUGCAUUGUUCUAAUGUGGUCUCCUGGACUGUGACUUCUCCUUCUGGAGCUGAGUGGCCUGGCCUGACCAAUGACAGGCCAGAACACUCUGGAACAUGGGAAGGGAGAUUCUUUGCUGUGUCCCAAGCCACUAUGAGGGAGACAGGCUACAUGCCACUCUAUGCUGGCAUAAGGGAUCUAGGAGAAUCCCCACUAACUAUGGGAUAGAGCAUUCCUCUGGAGAUCGAAGUGUUUUAAAGAAUCUGUUUUACUGAUGGUGGAGCUGGCCAUGGGGAGGAGGGUGGCAUCUUCUUGGGUCUUGGCCUUACUUCCUUCAUGUGUGCGUGUGUGUCAGCAUGCAUCUGACUGAUGUGUGAGCCUCUGAUGUCCUGGCUCCGAUCUGUGUUGCUGGCGAUGGUAUGUGUACUGGCCUUUCUGUGGUCUCUACAUGUCCAGGCCUGUACGGGGUUGAGAAACUAUUUGGGCACCAGGUGUGUCUAUGGGUGUGAGUAGACUGAGAAUUAAUAGCUUAACCACAAGUGGUAUGUGUGUUUACACACACAUGUGCAUUUACAUUACCACAUAUGCAGGCGGGGCCUGUUGGGAUUUGAGUCACUAGGAUCUUCCUGGUGAGAGAGGUAAGAGAAGUCACUGGGCUUAGCAGGGCCUUGGAGGCCUUUAUAGCAUUCUUGGUUGCUAAGGCAACCAUAGGCCUGUUGCUAGGAGAUUGCUGAAGAAGGACCCAAGUCUGCCCAAGGCAGAGAGGAGCUGAAUGGAAGAGUUUGGGAGAGUCGGGAGGAUAUGGGAAGGGAUAGGAUUUCUGCAUCGCUGAAGAGAUGGAAUAAUCAUGAACAACUUCUCUGGGAGUCACUUAUUAUUUAUCACUUACAAGAAGAAAAAUAAAGUUGCUUUUGGAACCACAAA